AUGUCUGAGGUUAAGCAGAGGAAAAGAGGUGCUGCUUCUUCCAAGACCAAUGAGGAUUCACAAAAGGCCAAAAAGGACAGUAAUCAUGGGAAGCUGGUAAAUCCCAGGACUAGCAAUAAUAGGAGUUCCUCUUGGAUAGACUCACGGUCAGCCUUGAGCCUGAUUUCUCUUGUCAUUUGCCUGGUGCUGAGCUGGCUCCUUUUUCAACAGUCAAAUCAAUUUGCUGAUAUGGAGAAAAAGUACAUUUUUUUACAGCAAGAAGCUGAAAAAUUCUUGGACAUGGGAAAUAAAGUUAAUUUAAUUUCUGAAAAGUGUGAAAAGACUUGGAACUUAAUGGAACAGCUGGAAAGUCGUCAAUUAAUUUCUCACGUUAAGCAAUUCCAGGAAGAUAUAUAUACCAUGAAAACAUGGUCUAGCAGCUUAAUUCAAAAAGAAGAAGAACUGCAGAAGAAUUUAACAAGCCUUUUUCAUGCAGUUGCAAGUAUUGAAGAGAAUACAGCUUCUGUAGCAAAAAAUAUAACUUUGAAAAUAGUGACAGUAAAAACUGACAUAAGGCGCAUUUCAGGCCUGGUUUCAGAUAUGUCUGCUUUGACAGAUUCUUUACAAACACUAGAAGAUAAAGUGGAUAAAGGUGAAAAAAAGACAGUAGAAAACAUAGGUGACCUGCUUUCCAGUAGCAUUGACAGAAGUGCAAAACUACAAAGCUUGGCAUCCAAUAAUGCAAGAAGAAUUGAGCAAAUUAAGGCAGCCUUAUCAGAAUUAAGGAAUGAUUUUAACAAAAAUUCAGAUAGGCUUUUGAAUCUUGAAAGUGACAGAGUAAAGGUGCUGAAGACAGUUACAUUUGCAAAUGAUUUAAAACCCAAGAUGUACAAUCUAAGGAAGGAUUUUGCCAUCUUGGAACCUUUGUUAAAUGAUCUAACACUGAGAAUAGGAAGAUUAGGUGAGGAUGUACUACAAUGGGAAAAAGAAAUUGCUUUAUUGAAUGAAAAAGUGACAAAUUUAACAAGAGGUCAAACUGAAAUCAAAGACAUGAAAGAUGAAGUAACCAAGAUUUCAGACGUGAAUUGAUGGCUGUGAAAUGGCACUGCCU
Messenger RNA from Tinamus guttatus (white-throated tinamou), 1090 nucleotides. It is a transcript of the gene IKBIP, whose product is annotated as IKBKB interacting protein. The record is from RefSeq and is a predicted model, not a curated record. NCBI's taxonomy places the organism in Eukaryota, Metazoa, Chordata, Aves, Tinamiformes, Tinamidae.